Suillus plorans is the source of this 585-nucleotide messenger RNA. RefSeq lists its product as uncharacterized. NCBI's taxonomy places the organism in Eukaryota, Fungi, Basidiomycota, Agaricomycetes, Boletales, Suillaceae. Bases 1 to 585 code for a protein of 194 amino acids. The transcript has 7 exons. The record is from RefSeq and is a predicted model, not a curated record.
AUGAACAACAACAAUCAGUUCUCACGGUUCAAUCUCUUCUUUCGUCUUACCUUCAUCAUUCUCCUUCAUCCUUUAUUUCUGCCAGUGCCGUUACUUCAGGGCGACUUCCGGUGUACUCCUUUGGGUUCUUGCAGACUGCAGCUGCAAGAAUUCAAAGGUACUACCCUACAGUCGCCCUUCAAACAUAGUUUCUCAAGGAUUUUGGAGACUUUGGAUGGCGCAGUGACAGCCACUCCUCCCUUUGAGCGCCCUCCUGGCAGUUCCCUAACUAUUCUGCUUAUUGGAACUGGGGGUUGCGCAGUGCAUGCCACUUUGGCUCCUGCUUAUUGGGACUGGGGCUCAGCGCAGUGCAUGCCACUUGUCAGUGGCUCCUGCUUCUUGGAAUUGGCGGUAUCGCAGUGCAUGCCACUUGUUAGUGGCUCCUGCUUAUUGGGACUGGGGCUCAGCGCAGUGCAUGCCACUUGUCAGUGGCUCCUGCUUCUUGGAAUUGGCGGUAUCGCAGUGCAUGCCACUUCCUGCUCCAACUUUUUAAUGGUGACUGCUGAACCUGCCGGUACUUUUGUGUGGCAAGUGCUCUCUAGUUAA